AUGGCGGACUUUGGAGAGACACCGCCCAUGCCAUCGGCCCCGGGUGAUUACCAACCUGGCCAGGUGGAGGCUACCGCCGGCUUCUUGAACGCCUUUGAGUCGGCAGGCCUGCCACACGGCUUCUCCCCAGCAGGCAGCGAGCACUCGUUUGCAACCGGCCUCGAUCUCUCGCGUCCCAACACGAGCGGUAUGCCUACAGGAGCUGGCCCGCCUCCUCUCGGUGACCUCCCUUUGGGCCCCCACGGCCCGGGCCAGAUUAGUCCGGAUGGCAGCCACCAUCCCAGCCACCACCACCAUCACCACCACCACGGUAGUGGUCACAGCCACUCAUUCUCCACUGCGUCCCUCCCAUCGCUUGCUUCCUCUUCUACUUCGUUCUCUCUGGCCAGCCAGGGAGACCCGAUCCCCCCACCCGGCAUGUACAUGCCAGGUUUGCCACCAGGAGACUACUCGCCUGGGCCAAUGUUCCAUGAUGGCGGCAAGCCAUUCGCCUACGGCCCUCCCCCGCAGAUGAUCCCUCCUGGCGUCCCCAUGCCGCCUGGUAUGGGUGUUCCGAUCGGGAUGGGUAUGCCCCCACACUCGCUCGUCAACACCAUGCCGCCUGGCCUCAUCGGUCGCUCCCCUGUGGCACCACUUAUGGCAGUCCUUCCGGCCCAGCAGAUGCCCGUCUCAGGCAAGAUGGGUCACGAUCGCCACCGCAGCGCAUCGCGCUCGGCCCCCUACCACAUGUCGUCACGCUCCAACUCGCUCUCUGUCAAGUCGGACAUGGACGAGGAGCUCAUGUCCAUCUACAGCUCGGCGAGCAACACGAGCGGCUAUGGCACCUCGUGGUCCAACUCGACCAGCUUGAUCGCGGGCGACAUGGGUCAGAUGACUUUGGAGCAUCGACGAUCUUCUUCCACCCCCUUUGAGAUCCCGUCGAACGUCCACCACUCUGGCAGAUCGCGGGCCCGGUCAUUCUCCUUGGGCAAGAUUUCCAACAGCCUCGACUUUUUGGAGACCGAGCUCGAGGUCAGCGGCCAUGCUGCAGAGCGCGAGACUGCCGUUCGCACCGACCUCUCCAACAAGGCUGAGCAGGUCCGUUCUCUCAGCCCUUGUCAGCACGGAAAGGCCCGUGCCGUUUGGGCGAAGCGAUGGCUCAAACUCUGUUACACGCCUGUCAACGGCUUUACCGUUCCUCGCCAGGGCCUGUAUCACUCGUACACCAUGUCCUGCAACGACUUUGGCCUGCGCCCUAUCAACUCGGCUUCCUUUGGCAAGGUCGUCCGCUCAACGUUCCAGGGGAUUAGGACGCGUCGCUUGGGCGUUCGCGGGAACAGCAAGUACCAUUACGUGUCCCUACGCCCUGCAAUCUCGACAGAAGCCCACCGGCUCAACGCCUACGGCGACUCGAGCGGCCAGCUCCACAUCGCUCCUCAGGACGGUGACUUGAUCGACGAUCACGGUGAUCAACAAGAAAUACUCACCGACGAUGACACCGACGAGGAUGAUGAGGACGAUUUGGCUGACUUGUCUGAGGGCAUGCAGUACUCGGUUGCAUCUGUGCACCCUUUUGUCCGCGCGAGGCACCUAGGCGCCGGUGGCGCUCGCGCACACUCGGCGCCAGAUGAUUCGGGAAUCCUCAGGUCGGCCAGGCCGGCCUACCUCGGGCCCCAGGACGCGUCCACGCCCACUGGCGUGCACGCGGGUACCGGGACAGCUGGCCUCGGCCUGUCAGCUCUCGACCGUCCUUUCCCUCCCUUUCCGGCAGUGCCAGCCGGUGCAGACCCCGCUGUAUCGCAGUUCUAUGGGCGCUUCGUAUCUCAGCAAGAACUCCUUUCACGCUGCGUGAUUGACUCGGAUUUUGAUGCCUUUGAGGCAAACUACCGCAGCUUUUGGGAGUCUCUGACCUCUGAAACGCUCCAACUGUGCUCCCAGCAGCCACUGGCUGGCAUGAUUGUCGAGGGGAUGGCUCUUUCAUUCGAUCAUUUUAUUCUUUCUUUUGUGGACAAGAUUCUUCAACCCCUCACCUCCAUUGCCCAUUCUUCGCUUGGUCUCCUCGCCGCAAACUUGGAGAAAGUGACCGCCGAUGCUUUGGGUGGUGUUUCUGAGGACGUGUCGGGCCCGGCUGUCAAACUCGCUGGCCACACUGCAAACCUCAUCGCUCGUUUCCUUGAUCUUCACCAAAUUACCACCGCAAUCACACCUAUUCUUGCGGACGGCGACCAGCUCGCUGCCAUGCGUGGUUCGUGGGGCAUGUUCGAUACCGAGUUCAUUGUUCGUCAAUGCUCACUUUCUUUUGGCAAAGCCGACGCCGGCAUCUUAGGUCCGAUUCUCAACUCGUUUGGCAACUGGCUGAACGAUGUUGGAAUGGAUAUGGCCGCCAACCCCGUCGAUCAGCUUGCAUUCUGUGUUGACACUGCCCUCGCUCGGGCCGAAUCGACGACCACUGGCAGGCGUUCGAUUCUUUCCCUUAUUCCCCGCACCGCAUAUAUCAGCUCCCAAGUCAUGCGUCUCUUAACCCUCCGCUCUGACCCAGCGUUUGGCUGGUUCCAACUCAUCAAAACAUGGAUUGACGACUAUGUCUCCAUCGCGUGUCUGCGGCGGGCCGCCUUUUCACGCUCCAGUCCCAUUGUCCGCGGCGCACGGACGCCGUCGAAGCCGUCGUCGACCAGCUCGUCGACCCUGUUUAGCUCUACACCGCUUGAAGCCACUUCGAGCCACCACGGACACCCAAACCCCAAUCUUGCUAUUGAUACUGCCUCGGCGCACUAUCAAGCCGUGCUUCCGCUGGACGGUAAUGCGAUCACUCCCAGACCGGCGUUUACGUCGUCUGGAGCGACUGUACCUUCUGCCGGCCAGGCCCUGACAGAGGCAACCGUGAACGGUUCCUCUUUCGUGUAA
Molecule: messenger RNA, 2883 nt
Organism: Vanrija pseudolonga
Lineage: Eukaryota; Fungi; Basidiomycota; Tremellomycetes; Trichosporonales; Trichosporonaceae
Gene: daf-19
Product: RFX-like transcription factor daf-19
Exons: 9
Coding region: 1-2883 (960 amino acids)
Biological process (GO): regulation of transcription by RNA polymerase II
Molecular function (GO): DNA-binding transcription factor activity, RNA polymerase II-specific; RNA polymerase II cis-regulatory region sequence-specific DNA binding
Source: RefSeq, a predicted model, not a curated record